Molecule: messenger RNA, 3794 nt
Organism: Ceratotherium simum simum (southern white rhinoceros)
Lineage: Eukaryota; Metazoa; Chordata; Mammalia; Perissodactyla; Rhinocerotidae
Source: RefSeq, a predicted model, not a curated record
GACAUCGCACCAGUGUGCUAGCUCUCCUCCCAGGAUGUGAAAGGGGCAGGAAAAUAGACUUGCCUCUGCACGGCCCUCCCCGGCGGCUAGAAUGUUUCUCAUGAACGCCCCUCCUGUGGUGGCUCUCCAGUCGCAAUGGGAGGCCUUUGGCCCGCCGGGGGGCUUUAGGUUCCCCGGGUGCUUCUCAGAGCCGAAAGAGGGUGUGGCGAGAGCUUCGGUGAGCGCCAAGGUGCAGAUGCUCAUCAGCACGCUGCAGAGCGACGAGGCUGCUCUGGGCAUGAGCGAUGAGCACGCCCUGCAGAGAAGCCAGAGGGCAGAGAGAGGCCGCGACACCAGGCUGGCCGCCAGCCCCACAUUUGCAGCCUGUGGACUUGCUGCUGAUUUUGACUCCAAGGGGGAGAAGGGAGCCACAGACUUUGGCCCCUUGGUGCUGGAUUCAGAUAGUGAUGAUUCCGUGGACCGAGACAUUGAAGAAGCCAUCCAGGAGUACCUAAGGGCCAAGAGCGGGGCCGCCCAGCCACCCGGAGCCACAGAUGGGGACAGUCGGUGCAGACCAGAGCCUCAGAGCAGCGCCCCGACUCCCCUGUGUCCCCUAAAACCUGCACCGGGCUCCGGAGGUGUCCCUGGCAGCCACGGGGGAACCAGCGAGGACCAGGGCUCCGCCUCCCCGGUUAGUGUGAGCAGCGACGACUCCUUCGAACAGAGUAUCCGGGCAGAAAUAGAACAGUUUCUGAGUGAGAAAAGACAACACGAGACCCAAAAAUGCGAUGUUCCUGCAGAUAAAAAAACAGACCCCAACGGCAAUUUGGCGAAAUUGUCAUUCAGAUCCAGCAAAGAGCCACAUCAUCAGCAGGAUCUGACGGGAGCUUGUAAGGAGUUUGUCUUCCGGAAACCUCCCAGGUUAACAAAGGUGAGCGCACAGCCCAGGGGCCUCAGGUCUCAGGUCACCACUGAGCCGGAGGGCUUGGGCGGCACAAAGCCAGCAGCCCCCAAGCCCGCCGCCGCCUGCCGCCCUGCAGAAGCAGUCCAGAGUAAAGGGGCCAAGAGGAGCGUCGGCCUCAGGAGGGGGGGAAGGCGAGUCAGGAGCGCAGCCCUGGUGCGUGAGGCGUCCGACUCCAGCAGCGACGACGGCAUCGAGGAGGCCAUCCAGCUGUACCAGCUGGAGAAGAGAAAGGAGGCAAGUGGGGACCCGCUGCGGAAAACCCCGCCUGGAGAGGAGAAGGGGCCUGACCCCCCUGCACACAGCACAAGCCCCUCCAUGAAAAGUGCCUUGCCUGAAACCCACAGGAGAACACCGAGCAAGAAGAGGCCGGCGGCCACAAAGGCCAUGGACCUCAGCCCAGGUGGCCUUAACCCUGACCAUCCCUCCAAGCCACUGAAGGAAACCAAAGCUGCACCCCCAGUAAACACAGCUGCCAAAAGCGAGUCUGCGGACCGGUCUUCGUGCCGGGCAGACACGUCUGCCGAGCUGAUGUGCGCUGAAGCCAUCCUGGACAUUUCCAAAACGAUCCUGCCGGCCCCCGAGGAGGGCAGUGACAGACCCCUGUCCGCCAGCCCGUUCUUCCAUCCCCUGAACGUGCCUUCCCACUCCGACGGCGACAGCAGCUCCGUGGACAGUGAUGACAGCAUAGAGCAGGAAAUCCGGACGUUUCUGGCUCUGAAGGCUCAGUCGGGGAGUCUGCCGGCCAGAACGGAAACCUGCCCGCAGUCCGCACAGUGCCCACUGCCGUCGCCUGGCCCCCACGGCCAGGCUGGUGGCCUCAAGGCUUCUGUCUCUAAAACGCUGGACUUAUCGCUGGGCUGCAGAAGAAAACGCAGAGGGGGCAGCAGCGCUGCGCGGCCGUGCGCGCCCAAGAAAAUGAGGGAGACGGCGAAGGAGGGCGCCCAGGACGCUGAGCACAGCCAGCGGAAAACACAGCCCGGCCAGGAAAAAGGCAGCGAGGCCCCUGGAAGGGAAGGCGAGAGCAGGGGCCAGCCUCUGCCCUGCAGGACUGUCGAGCUGGGUGACGAGCUCGUGGCCCCGGAUGCGAGAGGCGGCGCGUCGCCAGGCCACGGGAAGGCAGCUGAGGCGAGGCGCGGAGACGAGAAGGAGAGCUCCGACGACAAGAGCAGCUCGCUGGACAGCGACGAGGACCUGGACACCGCCAUUAAGGACCUGUUACGGUCCAAGCGAAACCUCAGAAGGCGGAGUAAGGAGCCCCGAGCUGCGUGCAAGAAGAGGGUCAGGUUCAGCACCACCGAGACGCAGUUCUUGGGUAAACUGGGCUGCUUCCAGAAAGACUGGAAAGACAAGAGCCCGCACUUGUUGAAAAGCUGCCUCUCAAAGCCCAGAAAAGAUGGCAGGGAGAACCCGGGGAGAAAACCCGUGAGCGUCUUCUGCAGAGAAACAGAGGGAACAAAGGCAGACGGCGCCGGGCCCAGGGAGGUGCCCCCAGCCCUCUGGUUAAGGAGAAGGGCCUCGGAAGGGACUUUGUUCUCCAGGGGAACGGAAGCCCGGGAAUUUCAAGGCUCAGCCCCCAGCCCCGGUUCCCUCUCGGACGACAGCAGUUCCGUGGACAGCGACGACAGCAUCGAACUGGAGAUUCGGAAGUUUUUGGCAGAAAAGGCCAAGGAGGCCGUGAGCGGGUCAGAAAUUCCAGGAGGGGACCCCAUGGCUCUGGGGACGGGGAACGGGCCCGGGCCAGAGCCGCUGUGCCGAAAGGGGCCGCCACCUGCCCUGGCCCUGCAGCCCGGCAUAUGCACGCGGAGCCAGAGGGGCGGGGGGGCCUCCCAGCCGCCCGCGGGACUGCGGGGCGCCGGGAGAGCCUUCAUCCCCGGCGGGAGGAGCAGCCCCCGCGCCGAGCAGGCCGGCCUCCCUGCAGCCCUGGCCAGAGGGGAGCUGGCAGUGCCCAGGAACGCCAGUGGGACUGUAUCAGCCAGAGGGUCACCAGCUGGUAGGAGAAACGCUUAUGCUCACAAAGACCAGAGCCCUCGAGGAGCCGAGCCCGCCGCUGGGGACAGUGCUUUCGGGCAGCUGCCGAGUGGGGCAGAAGCUGGCACCUGGGCCGAGAGCCCUGCUGGUGCUUUUCCCGGGACCCCUCGGAGCCAGGGCUCACUGACUCGGAACCUGGGAGCCAAGAGGGAAGGGGGACCCCCCACCAGCCUCGCCCUCCCGUGGAGUGACUUCGCCCACCAGAGUCAGCUGCAGAGCACAUGGGCGCUGAGCCCGGAAGGCAGAGAGGCAGCGUGGAAAGGGGGCCUCGGGAGCGAGAGGGAGGGGGGGCCGCAGGGCCAGAGCUCGCCCAGCCUCGCCGUGGACCCCAAGAAAGCCCUGCCCUUUGCAGGCUUCUCUCCGCUGCUCUCCACGCAGUUAUUUCACUUUGGAAAGAGUGUCUCCUGGGGGGGCAAGCCGGCCAGCCUCUUCAGUGCCCCCCUGAGUCUGCCUCUGCAGGGCCCCUCCUUCUCGGCCUUCCGGGAGACCCAGGCCGGCCACGGCCCGGUGUUUGGAGGCCCGCACUUGCUCAUGAAGAAGGAAGGUGGAUACUGGCCGAGUAGGAAGUCCCAGGCGGGGCUCAGUUUGCAGGACAGGAGGAACUCGGGUCCAGAAGAGAACCUUCUAGACCUGCGGUAUAGACGGAGGGUGGCGGACAGGGAGGAGGAAGACCCGGAGGCCUUGGGCAGUGACGCCAGUGAAUUCAGUGACACCUCCGUGGAGGAGGGCAGUGGCCCGCUGGCACAGGGCAAAGUCCUCAAGCUGUGAGUACACUUCCUGGUUCUCAGUGAGUUGGUGGAAAGCGUAUACAUGUGCGUGUAUC